This is a messenger RNA of Diachasmimorpha longicaudata, 4189 nucleotides long. RefSeq lists its product as uncharacterized. Gene Ontology annotation, biological process: potassium ion import across plasma membrane; regulation of monoatomic ion transmembrane transport. Lineage: Eukaryota; Metazoa; Arthropoda; Insecta; Hymenoptera; Braconidae. The transcript is spliced from 3 exons. The record is from RefSeq and is a predicted model, not a curated record. Bases 1496 to 3940 code for a protein of 814 amino acids. Gene Ontology annotation, cellular component: plasma membrane. Gene Ontology annotation, molecular function: inward rectifier potassium channel activity.
ACAAUUUUUCCACCGUUAAACGUGAACGUAAUAACAAUGAGAACGGUAAUCCCCGUGGCAAUGUAAUCGUUAGCAUCCGGUGGUCUGAUUGGAGACGGUUGAUAGCGGAUGAAUGGUAUCAAAGACGAUCGCAAAAUCGUUUUGCAUGUUUUUUAGUUCCUUCACUCGGUGACUUUUAUUACUUCAGGGGAUUUGUGGUGAGUGACUCGCUGAGAUAAAGGAAUUGUGACUAAUUGAGGUGCAAUCCCGUGGAAACGAGGGGAUUCUAUGCUUCGUUCAUCUUUCUCAUUUUUUUUGCAUUGAUCAGGGCGAAUGAGAUUGUGGAGCAAAUGACACGACGGUUUGAUAAUAACUGCUGAAUUUGCACGUACAUUGGGUUAACUCACUCAGGCCCCAUCGAACGUAGGAUUGCUUUCGUGAGACAUGCGUAAUCAGCGAUUGUCAGUGAUGUUGCCGAAGGAAUCAUUCUACUUCUUGAUAACAAUUCAGUAACGAGUCGCGAGAGAGAUAUCUGCGAGUGUACAGUGAUAAGGCGCACAACGGGCCUUGUCAGUCGUCAGUGUCUUCUCGCAGCUGACGUUUUUCGGUGUUGUCAUUGUCAAAUCGCUGAGUGGGUUAUUCAAUGAUACAAAUUUGCGGUGCAAUCAAGAUGCCAUUCAACGUGUCAAACAGUUAUCAACUAGCACUUGAGCCACUUCAAAGUGUCAAGUGUUGAUGUGCUAGUUUUCAGUUCAUUCGAGUGAUAAGAAUAUUCUCCUAUGACAAUUGGAAAGUUAUUAGCUCGAUAACAAUCAGCACGAUGAAGGUGAUUGGAAUUAUUUUGGAGAAUGGAUCUUCGAUAACCGGAAAUUCAUAUGUCAAAUGUAAAAAUAGAAAUGGACGUUGUCAGUCUUUCAAUGACGACACGUGAAAAUACGGAGAUGCGUGUGGGAACAUUCAAUGCUGGAUAUAUAUAUUUUUUUUUCGCAAAUAACAAGAGCAAACUGUUCUCUGUUAGUGGCUGAUAAGUGACCGUCAGUGGUCAGGUGUUGGAGAAGCAUAUAAGACGUUACAUGUCAGUAUCGGCACAGUAUCAGUUUUGUCACGUCCCAGUAGUUGCAUUUCUCAUAAUAGGCACAUUUGGAUAUUUGAAACAGCAUUUUUUUUCUUCUGAUUUUUACGAUAAACAAUAGAGGAUUUAUUGUCAGCAUUUCGGUGAGGAGUGAGAGAGCCAGAGGGGAAGAGAGAUAAUUUAGUACCUGGAAUACAUGCAAAUAUGUUCAUGUGCCGUUGAUAUUCAGUCGAGACUCAUGGUCGAUGGGUAGAGUUCCUUGUGGUGCACCUGACCCAAUUUCUCUACGAUUCACAUCGACACGAUAAACUGCCUCUUGGAUCGAUAAGUCAUUAUCUUGGUCUUAUUGUUGGAGAGUAUUGAAUUAUCUGGUAUCAAGGUUACCGAGACAUUUUCCCAUUGAAAAGGUCAAGAGUGUUGCCAGCAUUUUUUAUAUCAUCACCUAUGGGAAAAAAUAAUAAUUCCAUUGAAAUGAAUGGUGAUAUGAAGAGCAAAAUAAAUCAUGGUAAUUCGGCAAAUCCAGAGAGUGGGGAUGAUCAGAAAUUACUGCCAUCGAGGUGUCAAACACCAAUUGUCAUCAAAGUUGCCAAGAGCAAUUGCCAGAGUCCGAAUCCUUCGUUCAGAAGCAGGAGCCGAUAUCGAUCGGGCCCAGUGCGAAAGAUACGUCGUCGUGCUGUACUGAAGAAUGGCGAGUGUAAUGUCCUCCAGUCUCGUAUCUCUCGUCGCUCCCUGCGCUUCCUCCAGGACAUAUUCACCACCCUUGUUGAUACACAGUGGCGCUGGACACUGCUGUGUUUCUCACUGAGUUUUGUCCUAUCGUGGUUGGGCUUUGCUGUUAUUUGGUGGCUGAUUGCCUUUACCCAUGGGGAUUUUGACGAGAGACACUUGCCGGGUAUGCAGGAGUUGAAUCACUGGACUCCCUGUAUAUACAAUGUCCACUCAUUUACAAGUUGCUUCUUGUUCUCAAUCGAGACACAACACACCAUUGGUUAUGGCAGUAGGGCAACAUCCGAGGAGUGUCCGGAGGCAAUAUUUGUCAUGUGCAUACAGAGUAUCGCUGGGGUAAUGAUCCAAGCUUUCAUGGUUGGCAUUGUAUUUGCCAAGAUGAGUCGACCCAAACAGCGCACACAGACCCUCCUAUUCUCCAGAAAUGCUGUCAUAUGUCAACGGGAUGGUGAAUUGAGUCUUAUGUUUCGCGUAGCUGAUAUGAGAAAAUCACAUAUCAUUGGUGCAACUGUGCGUGCACAAGUUAUUCGUACUAAAACAACCAAGGAGGGUGAAGUUAUGGCACAACAUCAGCAGGAACUUGAUGUUGGCACUGAUGGCCACAAUGGAAGUAUAUUCUUCAUUUGGCCAAUGACGAUUAUUCAUAAAAUCAAUUCAACUUCACCGUUCUACAGUAUGUCAGCUGAGGAUAUGCUGACUGAGAGAUUUGAAGUGGUUGUUAUACUCGAGGGUACAAUCGAAUCCACUGGACAAACAACUCAAGCACGCUCCAGUUAUCUGCCCCAAGAGAUACUGUGGGGUCACAGAUUCGAGCCCAUGGUCAGUUACUCCAAGGAGCGACAGGGAUACGAAGUGGAUCAUUCAUUGUUUAAUACAACAACACAAGUGGAUACGCCGUUGUGCUCGGGACGUGAACUAGCUGAGUUCUAUCGUGUACAAGAUGAAUUGCGCCAUGGAAAUGGUUUUCCAAUGGAUGAAGAUGGACUCAUGAUGGAGCCAUAUCACGACACUCAUCAUCAUUAUCCUCAUUCGCAUAAUCAUCGUCAUCCAAUGAUAAUUCCAAGCUCAAUGGUGAGGACUGAGAGUACCAAGAGUGAUAAUAGCCUCGAGGAGCACACUUUCUGUCGUGUGUGUCGUGAAAGUCAACAGCGUAUGCCAAGUCCACACUUACUAUCCCAACCCCACCGUGACUCGGCUUACAGAGUGGUUGAGGUGGAUCCUGAUGCUAUUCAGGUAAUCGGAGACAUGGAGCUUCAGCAAUUACCCGAGGCGGUUAAUCGUGAAAUUUUGAAAAAUAGCCGUGAGAUUGUGUUUGAGGAAGAGCCGAGGGAUGGGGAAAUGAUGCGUGAGGAGAAUUUCAUUAGAUCAGUAGGUCACAGAAGAGCUUUACUGAGGCACCCAUUACUAGACGAGGAAAGAAGAUCGUUGAGUGGCUCGAGGAGAAAUCUUAAUCACAAAAAUUAUCCUCAUAUCGAGGAUGAUAAGAGAUCACUCAAUGGAUCAAGGAGAAAUUUGAGUGGCUCGAGAAAAUACAUUUUAGUGCCUUUAGAGAGACCAGACUGCUGGAAUGGUAGUGCUAGAAAUUUGUACGUUGGUAGUCGUGAAAAUUUAAUUGGCUCAAGGAGAAACACUGGUAGUCGCGAACAGUUGAAUGUAAUGAGACGAAAUAUGAAUGGUGUCAAAGGGACCAGAGAAGUGUCGGAUGUAAGAGUGAAACGUCAUCAUCCCGUUGUACAUGCUGAUGGAGAAAUGGAAAAGCCCAGGAGAGCAGCAAAUCACAGUGAAACAACACGACAAUCCAGCACAACCAUUCCCUCACCCUCAUCCGACUCAAUAGUUUCACCAAAUGACAUUAUCGUUACAAUACCAACGGAGUCUGUAUUAACGCCUGAGUCUGGCUUUGCUGAAAGCCCACACUCUGGCUCAAGUCCCGAGUCUACGAGGAAGGAACUCCGACUUCCUGCUAAUUCCAUUAUUUCACGAAAUCGCCGGAGUUACGAGAAUGCACAGCUUCAGGAUGUCAAUCACGUAAUGACGAGAAAUAGUAGCUCCAGUAGUAGUACAUCAGACAGCGAUGGCACUACCAAGGAUAUUGUUCCAAUUGGUGGUAAAAAAAGUCAUGAAAGUAAUGUUAAACAAACUGUAUCGCAUACCAGUGUUUGACGUUUAUUUUCCUCUAGGUUUAAUGAAUUUCUCUUACUCCUAUCGCUGUUGCUUUGUACUUUUUAGUGUCAAUAUGAUACGUUAUUGCUUUUAAAAUUUUGGAUAAAUCAUGAGAUUCGGAAUUAUUAUGACAAAGAAUUGAUCAUCAGUGAACUGCUGUAUUUAUUUUCAGAAUAUAGUAUUUUUGAAAUGUAUGAUAAUGGAGUUUGAAUAAGACAAUAAAGUAAACUGCUGGACAGUUUCACAGUA